Messenger RNA from Abrus precatorius (Indian licorice), 2355 nucleotides. RefSeq lists its product as uncharacterized. Bases 526 to 2052 code for a protein of 508 amino acids. NCBI's taxonomy places the organism in Eukaryota, Viridiplantae, Streptophyta, Magnoliopsida, Fabales, Fabaceae. The record is from RefSeq and is a predicted model, not a curated record. The transcript has 2 exons. Gene Ontology annotation, molecular function: S-adenosylmethionine-dependent methyltransferase activity.
AAAUUAUUAUUAUUAUUAUUUUCAUUACACAUACUCAUUAGGAAAUGGCAUUCCUGUAAUUAUGAAACUUCCGGGGUCCUAUAUCGCAAACGAGAAUAUUUGACCAACGGUUUACUCAAUUCCUUUACUCACGCAGCUGAAUCCGCUUCGCUUUUCGCUUUCCCAUACCACUUAACUGUGUUUCCUCUUUCUCUGCAAAAGCAAAGCACCACCAUCACCGAGUCACGCUUUCAGAGUCAUGAACUCGCUCUUCCCUUUUCCGUAGCUAUACCAACCCUGCGCUAAUAUUCAUUCAUUAACCAUGUAUCCCCGUUUUGCCCCUCCUUUCCCUCUCUAUUUCUCAAUCUCUGCCACUGAAUCAAAACCCCUAAUUGGAGCCAACCACACUUCAGCUAGAUUCUGUUCUCGAUAGGGGAAAAGAAAAAGUUCCUCCAAACUCCAAUUUUUUUCUUUAUUUUUGGAAAUUUACCAUUUUUUUGAAAUAUUUUUUCUGUGAAGGAAAAGGGUAAGUGCACAGUCGUUACAAUGGAAACUGCCGCAGGCAAGCCUGGCGCUUUCCGGAACCUUCUUAUACGGUUUCUUCUAUUUGGCGUUUUCAUCAUCGGCGCUCGUUUUGCUUACGUCAUUUCCAUAGCCGGCGAGUCCUGUAACAUCGGCGACUUCUGCUUCUUCUCCCUGCCGGAGUCUCUCAGCCUCGUGAUCGCCAGCUCCGGUCCCCUCGCCGUGGAGUCUGUUUCCGGCCGUGGUUCUUCGCAGCCGGAGCUUUACACCAGCAAGGACUGGAUCAACGGCGUUCGUUUCUACUCGUCUGUGUUCCAGGACCUGGUUACCGGAGGUUACCUCACGCCGGAGUCGAAGUCGCUGUGCGUGGAGACGCCGACCGGACGCGACGUCUUCGCGCUGAGGGAGAUCGGCGUUCGAGAUGCCAUCGGAAUAUCGAGGAAAGCGGCGAAGCCGCUGGUGAAGUCCGGCCGAGGUGACCGGAUUCCGUUCUCCGAUGGCACCUUCGAUUUUGUGUUCUCCGGCGAUGGAAGCUUCGAGAAGUCGGCGAAGCCGGCGGAGUUCGCGGCUGAGAUUAGCCGUACGCUGAAACCGGGAGGGUUCGCGGUGUUCCAUUUUGCAAACCCUAGAGAUACGUAUAGUUUAAAUUCAUUCCUUGAUUUGUUCAAUUGUUUCAGAGUAACGAAGUUGCAUGGCUUAGAAGGGUUUGAUCCUUUGAUGCCUUAUAUACGUGAAAUUGUUUUGAAAAAAGAGUGUGGUGAUGGUGCUGGUAAAUAUGAUGGUGAUUAUUCAAAUGGAAAGUGUUAUGUUCCUGGUUAUAAGCAUGAUUUGGUUAAGAAUGCCGAGUCUUUGAUUGAAGAGGAGCCAUUGAAGCCAUGGAUUACUUUGAAAAGGAAUGUAAAGAAUAUAAAGUACCUUCCUUCGAUGGUAGAUAUAAGCUUUAAGAAUAGGUAUUUGUAUGUUGAUGUUGGAGCUAGAAGCUAUGGCUCUAGCAUUGGGUCUUGGUUUAGGAAACAGUAUCCUAAGCAGAACAAGACAUUUCAUGUUUAUGCAAUUGAAGCUGAUAAGACUUUUCAUCAGGAAUAUGGGCUGAAGAAGGGGAUUACUUUGGUUCCUUAUGCUGCAUGGGUGAAGAAUGAGACCUUGACGUUUGAGAUUCAUCGUGAUCCUGGGGAGCAGGUUGAGGUUAAAGGCAGGGGGAUGGGUAGGAUUCGACCUUUGAAAUCGUCGGGUGUUGGGGAGUUUGAUGGUGAAGUGGAGAAGAUACGGGGAUUUGAUUUUGCUGACUGGUUGAAGAACACGGUUUCGAAGAAUGAUUUUGUUGUGAUGAAGAUGGAUGUGGAGGGUACUGAAUUUGAACUGAUUCCGAGAUUGUUUAAAACUGGGGCUAUAUGCUUGGUAGAUGAGAUUUUUCUUGAAUGCCAUUACAAUAGGUGGCAGAGAUGUUGCCCCGGGCAGAGGAGUUCGAAGUAUGAGAAAACAUAUGAUCAAUGCUUGGAGCUCUUCAAUUCUCUUAGACAAAGUGGUGUUCUUGUUCAUCAAUGGUGGUAAUUGCCCGAUAGGUGAAAGCAUCAACUUCUUCUGUAACAUUAUUGUUUUCCUUUAACCUUCUAUAUGUUUCUUCUUCAAAGCUUUUUUCACCCCAGACCACAGAGAAGAUUGCUGUGUUUCAAAUUUCUUUCCAUGUAACACUUGCAAUUGAAAAUGAAAUCAUUUAAAUCAUUGACAUUUAUAUAAUGGGUAACUGGAUUCUGGAAUAUCUUAUUUUAUCUCUGAAAAAAAUUUAAUUGGUCUAUUUUGUCAGUACUUUUAAAUUAUAAAUUGGUUUCACUGUAAAUGGAAAUUAAAGGCGGG